Messenger RNA from Aspergillus welwitschiae, 2409 nucleotides. RefSeq names its product putative mucin. The record is from RefSeq and is a predicted model, not a curated record. Lineage: Eukaryota; Fungi; Ascomycota; Eurotiomycetes; Eurotiales; Aspergillaceae. Gene Ontology annotation, biological process: regulation of cyclin-dependent protein serine/threonine kinase activity. The transcript is spliced from 3 exons. The coding region runs from base 419 to 2335 and encodes 638 amino acids. Gene Ontology annotation, molecular function: protein kinase binding; cyclin-dependent protein serine/threonine kinase regulator activity. Gene Ontology annotation, cellular component: cyclin-dependent protein kinase holoenzyme complex; nucleus.
CCUUUUUCAUCCUAUUUUCUUGGUCCCUGCUUCCAUUACUCCCACCCCCUUAAGUGCCUUCAUUCCAUCUGGGAAAGCAGCAUUCACCGGAUCCGCUGCUGUUGCUAUCCUACCAACUCCUCCCCCGCAGCCAGGCUGAUAUUCCCUUGGAACCCCAAUUCAUUUAUCGGCGAUUUCCUCGUUUGACCUCGUGUGUGUUGCUUCCAUUGUCUGGAUUUGUCGCAACAAGCCGUCGCAUACCACGCCGAAAAUCGAAGACCUGGGAAGUUCCUGGUUUGAAUCAACACUCGACCCGCGAAUAACACCAACUUGGUCAAGAGCUAGUCCAAUGCGAGUUCUUUGACAAGGGUGUUACCUUUAUAUCUCCAUCCUCGGUUCUAUAACUUCAAUCUUGACGCCAUCUUUAAAUACCUCCCAUAUGUCUCUCCCGAUCCUCUCAACGAAGCCGUAUCUCCCCGCCCUUCACCCGAUCACUCCUACUAUAGCUCCUUCCUCGCGGACUGAAGGCUCGCUCAGUGCAAGGAAACGACCUCUUGAGGCUAUUUCGGAAGUUCCUGAUUACACCUGGACUGCUCCCUUCCGGGACGGUCUGCCUACCCCUCCGAACGAUAUGAAUAGCGUCACUGCUUGCAGCGCUCUGCCAGCGUCUUCCUAUGGUGGCAAGCUCGAUGGAUUUCAGCUUCCACCCUAUUCCAAGGUGUCUGACUAUACGCGCAUGCCUUCUGAUGUGUCGAAUGGAGCGGUCUCCUCGUCCCAGCCGCAAUAUCAAGCGCCGGCUAAGGAUACCAUGACCUCCGAACGAGAGUCUCAGAAGAAGAGCAGCUCCAAUGGUGUUGCGUCGUAUCUUCAGAUUCCUCCGUCUAUCAGCAACAGCAAAGGAAGCCUGGCUGAAUUUGCAGCACAGAUGACGUGCCUUUUCUGGUUCGAAAGUACAGCGAAACUGAAGGCCGUGGAGGACCGUCUCAAGCCGGCCACUUCGCUUGCACCAGAAGCAGUUCCCGCUGUUGCGUUCCAAAAGUGGGUGACAAAUAUCCUGUCAACUACGCAGGUUAGCCAGAACGUCAUCUUACUGGCACUGCUCUUCGUCUACCGGUUGAAGAAGUUCAACCCUGGUGUGCGGGGAAAGAAGGGUAGCGAGUAUCGGCUGAUGACCAUCGCGCUGAUGCUGGGCAAUAAAUUCCUCGAUGAUAACACAUACACGAACAAGACCUGGGCAGAGGUCUCCGGGAUCACAGUCCAAGAGAUCCACAUUAUGGAAGUGGAGUUCCUAAGCAACAUUCGCUAUAAUCUUUUCGUGUCCAAAGAAGAAUGGAACGAGUGGCACGCCAAACUCGGGCUUUUCUCGAACUACUUUAACAACGCACCUCGAGCUAUUGAGAAGAACGAGAAACACCCUACUCCGCCAGUCCUCAAUGUGUCUCCCACUUUGGUGCCAUCACCUCGGGCACAUUUACCAUCACCUUCGACAAAGUUGCCGUCGCCUCCCGCAUCCGAUCCCCUCCGGACGCAGCCCUGGGCUUUGCCUAUGAACACUUUGCCAUACACUGGCGCACCUCAGCUCCCAAGCGACCUGCCACCGGCCACUAGCUCUCGGAAGCGGUCCCGUGAAGAGCCACUGGAGGAGCCUACAGCGAAGAGGACAGCCAUGCCCAACAACAUACUCACAUCCAUGCCGUCACUUCCACCGUCAUCGGCCCUCACAAGCAUUCCGGCCUUGCCUCCGGUUCUAGCGUCCUCCAGUGUCCCCCCUCACCUUCCGGCCAUGUCAGAACCGGUCUCGCGACUCCCCCGGCCCAACUUCCCGUCUCACAGUCUUCCCCCUACCAUGCCGACGUCUUUGUCUCAACUUCCCCCUUCCGGUCGAGUCAUGCCCCCGGUCUACAACCCUUCUGCCAAUUGGGUUCCACAGAUGCCACCUGCGACGUCGGUUCCUACUACUGCCGUUGCACCUUUGGCCAACGGACUGUACAACACGUCCAUCUCACUGCCCGACCCCAGCAGACACCACAACAGUCCGUUCACAGUGACAUCAGGCACAAUCUCGCCUGCAGUUUCUGCGUACUCCGUCCACACUCCUCAAAACCACCUCUCCCCUUCCUUCUUUUUGGCAAACCGAAACUCGCCUUACCGACCGGUUCGCAGUGUCAACACGUUGUUGAUUCCGCCCCCGUCGGCGUCUCUGCAGCAGCGCAGUAACAUCCCGUUCGAGCACAUGCACUACCAGCCGCUUGGCAAAAACGAACGCAGGACGGGUGUGCUGCCAUAUGCGCAGUCUGAGGCUUGGCCGCAGGGACCUUUCCCGCAACCGAUCUUCCACGCCACACUGAACUAUUAGAUGACUUGCCGUUAUCGAAAGAGCUUUUUUACGACUAGAUUUUACGAUGAUAUACGAGAAGAAGUUCGCAUUCU